Molecule: messenger RNA, 814 nt
Organism: Limulus polyphemus (Atlantic horseshoe crab)
Lineage: Eukaryota; Metazoa; Arthropoda; Merostomata; Xiphosura; Limulidae
Product: plakophilin-4-like
Exons: 5
Coding region: 309-707 (132 amino acids)
Source: RefSeq, a predicted model, not a curated record
UGCUGGGUUGGUCAGAUGGAAUACAUUAAAAUCAGUAGUGAGCGACAAUAUUUGAUUCAUUAUAAGCACUGCAUAGCUUUGUUUGAUGAGAUUGAAUGGUUUGUUAUGGUCUUGUAAACAAAUAUGUACUAAAAGCUGCGAAGAAAAAAAAGAGAGGAGUGUUGGGCGGUAACAGUGACGCUUAUUCAUAUCGACAAAAGUUCGUAGAUACUGUUUUAAGAAGAAUGACGCCAUUGAUAGUGAAGCAAAUCGAAUAUUAGUUUCAACUCAGGGUUCUUAAACGUUAACCAGUUAACGAUUUGUUCACCAUGCCUGGGGAGGACCCGGUUAUCCAAGUCAGACCUGUGAUAUAUUCCCCAGCUCUUCCUCCUAACCAAUCAGCAGCUAGAAUUUUUCAGUCUAUAAAAGAACAGGAGGCUCAGUUUGAACAACUGACAAGAGAGCUGGAAGCUGAACGUCAAAGUGUUGCUACACAACUUGAAAUUUAUAAACGUCAAGAACUUGAGAAGUACGAAAGUGGAAAUUUGUUGAGUUACGGGUCGACUAAAGAUAAGGAAACGUCGUACUGUUGGCGACCUCUCUUCAGUGAAAGUCCCGUUUUCCGAAAGGAUUCCGAACCCGACUCGAGAUUGACCGAUUCCCACCUGAUUUUACUCACGGAACGAAAUUUGCCGAAGGUCUGCAGAUUUCUCCCAGUGAAACUAUAACAUGUCUCGAGGGCAGCAAUAAUAUGUGGUAAACAAUAAGAAAGGAUACACAACAUCAAAAAUUAACUAUAUGUGAAAAAGAAAAGACCUGGAAUUACGAAUUUAAC